UACCACGUCAAACUGAACUUGAAGCAAAAUUUAAUAUUAGUUUGCCAUAAUAUUUUCACAUAACCUCUACCCCAGAGCAAAAUCUGUGCAGGAUAAGAGGUAUAUUUGUUGGAGAUAUUCGGUUUGGCUUCAAAUCAGCUGUCAAGCGCGAGAGGGGCUGACUCUGCUCAGGCAGGGAAAAGGAGGGCUGAAUCUCCGGAAUCGCAGCGAAGAGUCGAGAAGAGAGGAUUAGACUACUCAUCGUCGGAGCUGUUGAAGUAAUGGCAGCAGACUGGUUUCUUCAGACAUCCCAGUGGAUAAGAACACAGGAUUUUUGUCCCUUGACCGUUUGUGGCUCUGCAUAAAUACUGCUCUUCCCAGUAUGCCUCAGCCUGGUGUAAACGGUGUGGAGCCCAUUUCUGGUGAGCCAUACAGCAAUUGCAAUGACCUCCUGCACCCAGAGCCACCUCUAGGGGGUAGUGCUGAGUCAGAACAGUUACCAAAGAGCGUGCUUCAGCUAAUGUUGGGAUCGUCUGUCGUUUCACAGAGGCAGCCGUUUGAGCUCCUCAGCGACUUGGUUGACGACAGCUUCAGCGAGGAUAUGCACCACGAGCACUGGGAUGUGUCUGAAUUAGAUGACAUAACACGCUGUGCCAAGGCAACCUUAAAUGGAGAGCUAGAAACCUAUGCUAGCAUGUGGGGUUGCAGGGUGAGCCCUACAGACGCCCAGUCAAAGCUCCUUCCACUGAGGGACACGCCUGGAUCGUACCCAGCUGCCCAGAUGCUGUAUACAGGGAUAGGAACAGUGCAAGAGCCCUUACAGAGUUUCGAUUCAGAAGCCCAGUGCCAGGAGACUGCACCUGCGCAUUUGCUGCAGCAGCAGGAACCUAUGGCGACCUUGGCUUCUUCAGCUUUGGAACACCACAGCGACGAACACAACUAUUCCCUGCAGACGGAGCAUGACUCAGACUCCAGGCAGACCUCUGACAAUGACUCAGACGUGGAGGAAGACGAGGAGAAGAGAGGUGACAGCGAAGAGGAGGAAGAGUCUUCAGAAGAAGAGGAUCUGUGUCUCGCGGGGUCUGAAAAUACAUUGUCCCCAGACUAUGAAGACCUAAGACAGAAGAAACAAAAAGAAUCUAGGAAUUUUUGGGAAUGCAGUGGUGGCAGUGAAAUGAAUACUACCAGAAGUGCCAUCACUUGGAAUUCAAGCACACUGCCUAGUACCCUGUACCAAAGAGAGGAUACAGCAGUAAAUGGUAAAAAAGGAGCGAGGAAAGCUCGAAAGACAGAUGCGAACGACCUGACUCCAAACCCGGAGAAGCUGCGUAAUCUCAGGGAGCAGCUACACAAACUGACCUCAGCCAUCGAGGGGAUGAGGCCCGUCUGCGACCUGCCGUUUAUAGCCAGGGCUCGCUCGCGAAAAGAGAAAAAUAAGCUGGCAUCUAGAGCCUGUCGUCUGAAAAAGAAAGCCCAGCAUGAAGUAAACAAAAUCAAACUGUGGGGAUUGAAUCAGGAGUAUGACAGCCUGAUGGGGGCGCUGUUGCAAAUCAAAGAUCUGAUUCGCCAAAGAGUGGAGAGCAGUGAAGAGGACAGUAAAGAUGGAAUGAGUAAGAGGCUGGAGAGCAUCCUGAAGAAGUCAGGGGGACCACGCGUGGCUGGCAGGGCUAAGGAGUUUGUGGAGAGGAUCUUGGAGAGUAGCGCAGAGAAACCACGUGCCAAGCAAACACAGAACGGUGCAAGUACUUCUCAUUUUCCCUAGUCAAAACCCCUUCUUUAGUGCCCAGUCACUUCACUUAGUAUUUGCACUGUUUAGCGUUUAGAGGUGAGUUACUAGGAUAGAUCCAAUAUUUUUUGACUUGCACAAUAAUUUUAUCUCCUGCUACUGUGCUGCUUCUGUUUGUUGUUUUUUUUUUUUUUCCUUUUUUGUGUGACUUCAUUCCCUGAAUCUUUAGGGGUUCAGACUUAGUACUGUACACAUUGUAACUGUUCACCGCAACCUAGCUGCUAUGAUACCGGAGUGUAUCCAAAGUUAUAUACAAUUGUACUGUAGGUAUGGUUGGAAUGUGCAUAAGUACUGUAUAUUUGUUAACCAGCGUGCCUGAAUAUGAAAUUAUACUGUUUGUAGCAGU
Messenger RNA from Chanos chanos (milkfish), 2111 nucleotides. RefSeq names its product CREB3 regulatory factor. The transcript is spliced from 9 exons. Gene Ontology annotation, biological process: response to unfolded protein; regulation of transcription by RNA polymerase II. Bases 362 to 1741 code for a protein of 459 amino acids. Gene Ontology annotation, cellular component: nucleus. NCBI's taxonomy places the organism in Eukaryota, Metazoa, Chordata, Actinopteri, Gonorynchiformes, Chanidae. The record is from RefSeq and is a predicted model, not a curated record. Gene Ontology annotation, molecular function: DNA-binding transcription factor activity, RNA polymerase II-specific; RNA polymerase II transcription regulatory region sequence-specific DNA binding.